Triticum urartu is the source of this 1760-nucleotide messenger RNA. NCBI's taxonomy places the organism in Eukaryota, Viridiplantae, Streptophyta, Magnoliopsida, Poales, Poaceae. The record is from RefSeq and is a predicted model, not a curated record.
AUUUAGGCCUUCUGUGCACACACUUUGUUGUUGUGCGCACACCUUUUCUUCUCACUUGACAGGUUCCUUUUGUGGUGUUGCAGAAUACCUUGCCCCAGAGAAGUGGUGAAGUGAGUGCUACUCUUGGUGGGAUUGAUUUAAACAAUUCUGGCAGUGUGGUAGUCAGAGAAGACAAAAAAUUGUUGACUGUCCUUUUCCCAGAUGGUCGUGAUGGUCGUGCCUUCACCCUUAAGGCAGAAACUUCUGAAGAUUUAUUUGAGUGGAAAGCAGCAUUAGAAGAAGCUCUUGCACAGGCUCCAAAUGCAGCUCUUGUGAUGGGGCACAAUGGGAUAUUUCGCAAUGACACUUGUGAUGCAUAUGAAACAACGGCUCCAAAUUGGCGAGAGAAAAGGCCAGUCAAGUCACUAGUUGUUGGCAGGCCAAUUCUGCUUGCGCUCGAAGAUAUUGAUGGCCGCCCUUCUUUUCUAGAAAAAGCUCUGCGUUAUCUUGAGAAACAUGGGAUAAGGGUGGAAGGAAUUUUGCGCCAGGCUGCCGAUGUGGAGGAGGUUGAUAGGAGGCUAUGUGAAUAUGAACAAGGAAGAACCGAGUUUGCACCAGGCGAGGAUGCACAUAUUAUUGGUGACUGUGUGAAGCAUGUUCUUCGUGAGCUACCAUCUUCGCCAGUGCCUGCUUCUUGUUGUACAGUUUUAUUGGAAGCUUUUCGUAAGUUUUCUGUUAAGUUUAUUCUUAAAUGUUCGUGCACUGUUUUGUGGAAUGUCGUGUACGAAAUGUUGGCAUUGAAUAUCACAAUUUUUUCUACAGUUUGAAAUAACCACCCCCCGCCUUGAAGUUAAAAUUAGUAGUGAUAAUUCAUUGACAUAUGUGCUUAGCACCAUCCCCUCUGCUGCCAGCAACAUGACAAUGCUGUCUUUAUCUAUUUGAUUUGAUUUGUUGAUCUGGGAGUACACAUUUGAUGUUAAAUAAAUCUCCUUAGUAUGUGAAAUUUAACCAUCCGUGCUUUGGAAUGGAAUUUCUUGUGCGGGUAUCCUUUAUCUUGGAACAGUGUAUGCAAAGUACAUAAAAUACAAGCAUAUGUGCCACAUCCACUCCCAUAUGUUUAUUGUUCCACAUGAUAUAGGAACACUGUCAAGGUACAAUUUUACAAGUAGUGCAGAUUGCAUAGGAUACAAAACUAAAUCCUUUGUGUGCACCCAUUCAUACAGAAGCACAUGCUUACCUCCAAUUUUGGUUCUGUCCUUUACAUUUGAUAAAGCCUGUGAAUGAAGAGGAAGUGAGGAGAGUUCCCAUGUGAAUCGUGCAGUUGUUAUGGCCAGGCCUUGUUACGGCUCUGAGUAUACCCUCGCCUUCAUCUAUCCACUGGUAGGGCUUUUUGUUGCCAUUGUGGAGGGGCUCUGGAGCCUACUGGAGAAGUGAGAGGGAGAAACCAGAAAAUCUUGUUUAUUUAUUGCUUCACUGAAAGUGAUAAUAUGCCAUGCCUUAUAUAUAGAGCUGUAAGAUUUGAUAGAGUUUUGUAUGCGGUGCACUUGUAUUCCUUUACAACGGGAUAAUUUAUACAACAACUCACAGAUCAGCUAACAGAAUCCCUAACUAGCCAAGAGAAAGAGGGGAAAGUGAGGGAGUGGGUUAGCUAAUCCUGGAGAAUCAGUCACCUAUACGUGCACUACCGAAACGGCAGCCAUGGCAGCGUAUAUCGCCUAAGUGCAUCUCCAACAAGAUGAUGUAAAAGUUGGUGCCCGGAAAUGAUUUUAGGGCAGGAGACA